Mesorhabditis spiculigera is the source of this 1350-nucleotide messenger RNA. NCBI's taxonomy places the organism in Eukaryota, Metazoa, Nematoda, Chromadorea, Rhabditida, Rhabditidae. The record is from the annotation of a GenBank genome assembly.
AUGAUCAAGCCGAGGAGGGAAUCUUAUAAUCAGGCCAAUAAACCGCUAGAAGAGCCAGCCGAAGCCGUUGAAUUCCCGAUUCUAUCUCAAGCAAAGCCCUCGGGGCCUAAAAAAUGUCUACUAGCUCUCAAGGCGGCGCCGAGUCACUAUGCGGAAGAUGGGUGUUAUUUUCUCGAAUUUGAUGAGAGUGAUGCGUCGGAGAAGCAGUUUCUAUUCUUUGCGAAGGUACUUCACUGGAUCGGGCUACGUUUCGAUCCACGAUUCAGUUGUGGCGUGACGUCGCUGCGCUUUUUAUGGCUAUCUGUCAUAAUUUGCGUGGGGAUUUAUAGCGCGGUCUUUGAUACCCUUCAAAUGAUCACAAAUUUUGAGCAAAAAGCUGCGCCCUCGACGCUGACUUUCCUGGUGAUGGCCGUGCAGCUCGUGACGGUUAUGCUCUUGAUGACAUUCUGGCAACGCCAUCUGUCAUUUGAGAAAUUUUUUCACUAUUACCGUCAUGCGCGGGACGCAGAAGAAUCUUAUUUAGAAUUGGAGAAGAACGCGUCCAUCGUCCGAAAUCUGCGUCGUUUCUGGACCACCCAGGCCUACGUGCUUCUGACUGUGGCGUCAUUUUCCUAUGUGUUAACUUCCAGCCAUCGCUACGAUAUAAUCCACAGCCAACAUGCGAAGGUUUUCUACUUUGAGAAAUUGGUCUACAUCCGCCCGGUGGCAUGCUUUAUUUACUGCACUGUGCUUAACGUCGCCUUGCACACCUACAUCUGUCUAAGCAACGCCAUCUACUGGGAAGCCAAGAAAUUUAACGUGAAGUUAUAUUCGCUGAAAGCUGAUAGUAGUGCGGAGAUGAAAUUCAAGCUGGAGCAUUUGAUCCGAUUGUCGGCGAGGAUCCACCGGACCGUCAGGGAGUUGGACUCGAUUUAUAAGAUCUACGCCUUUUUCACGAUCACCCUCAUCAUUCCCUCGUCCCUGUUCGUGAUGUUGAUGGUCUUCUCGCGGAAGACGGCGGUGGAGAUGGCCAUCAGCAUGCCAGCCGUCCUUUUCUGCGUUUAUCAAUACUAUGGUAUCAUGUAUCCGGCUCGGCUGCACGACGAGCUAAAUCGUUCGAAAGCUGCGUUGUGCAUGAAUCAUCACGUUUGGGUGCCGUAUGAGAAGAGCGUCAACAAGCUGGCACAAACACUUGUGAUGCACGUCGAGCAAGCCGACCUCGGGAUCUCCCUCUGGGGCUUCGCCAUCGUUACAAAGCCCCUGAUUCUCACCACCGUUUCUGUCCUAAUGACGUGCCUGGCCUUCCUUCUCGAGCUUCGCCCACGCCCUGGCCAAGCAAUCACAGCUUCCGAAAACCAGACAAUUUCCGGA